Messenger RNA from Electrophorus electricus (electric eel), 2702 nucleotides. RefSeq names its product protein kinase D4 (gene prkd4). Gene Ontology annotation, molecular function: protein serine/threonine kinase activity; ATP binding. Gene Ontology annotation, cellular component: cytosol. Gene Ontology annotation, biological process: protein phosphorylation; phospholipase C-activating G protein-coupled receptor signaling pathway; intracellular signal transduction. The record is from RefSeq and is a predicted model, not a curated record. NCBI's taxonomy places the organism in Eukaryota, Metazoa, Chordata, Actinopteri, Gymnotiformes, Gymnotidae.
AGGAAAGCGGGGUGUGAAGAGAAGCAGCACACACAAAGUGUCCUUCAACAAGGUGCUCUUCCUUCCUCUCCAAGGUGAGAGAAAAUGGCUGCAGGUGUGAUCCCCGAGUCAGCGAGGGUGGAGCUUGAGUCACUGGACUCCAGCAUUUCUGCUUGUUUAUCUGCGAUGUCCAUGGGGCCAGAGACAGUACAUCGAGGGCCCAUUCGCGUCAACUUCCAGAUCGGCCUCUUCAUUGAGGGUGUCAUGGUGCCUGAGGGCCAGCUAAGCUUCAGAAGUGCAAAGAAACUGGCAUCUGAGAUCAUUGUGAAGCAGGUUCCUGACUGGAGUGUGGUAGGUCUUGGUGAGAAGCUGCUUCUCUUUAGGCAUGAUCCCAGCUCUGAUCAGCUCCUCCAGAGGCUCACAGAGAAGCACACUCUGCACGACGGAGACCUGGUGGAGGUGGUUCUCGCGGCUUCUGCCUCAUUAACUGAGGUUAAGUUCCGCCCCCAUUCCUUGGUGGUCCAAUCAUAUCGAACACCAACGUUUUGUCACCAAUGUGGAGAGAUGUUGUGGGGACUCGUACGACAGGGAUUAAAAUGUGAAGGUUGUGGUCUAGAUUUUCACAAGCGCUGUGCACUGACGUUGUCCGACGACUGCACGCGUGUGUACAGGCCGUGUGGACCCAGCCUGUCCCUGUUCCCCCCUGCUCGCCCGCGAGCCCCAUCCCUCAGCAGCCACACCGGGGGCAGUCUGGAGGAGAUCAGUAUGUCGAAGCCAUCGAGGUCUCGCCCCCAGUCCUGGGCAGACAGGCCUGUGUGGUUGGGGCUAAGUGAGGUGGGCAGAGGUGGCAGGCCCCUGGUGCCUCACACGUUCCACAUCCACACCUACACCAAGCCCACCGCCUGCCAGUACUGCCAUCGGCUGCUCAAGGGCCUGUUCCGCCAGGGCCUGCAGUGCUCCGACUGCAAAUUUAACUGUCAUCGACGCUGUGAGUCUCAGGUUCCACCUGACUGCAGAGGAGAGAAAGCCAAUGGAGAAGACUGCGGUGUGCCUCAGGGCUUAGAAUCUGAGGAGGACAUGGCCGUAGAAACUGUCAACGCUAUUUACGAAGAGUAUCACUUUAAAGGUUCCGCUCGGCCGGUAGAGACACCUGCGGCGCUGUCACCGAUAGGUCCGUGUUUUAGCAGUAAUAUUCCCCUUAUGAGAGUCGUCCAGUCAGUCAAGCACAACAAGAGAAGAUGCAGUGGGGUGCUGAAGAAUGGCUGGCUGCUGCACCAUACCGAUGUAGAUACACUGAGAAAGAAGCACUAUUGGAUUCUAGAUGGGAAAACCAUCACUAUGUACCAGAACGAGAGCAGCAGCAAGUACUACAAGGAACUGCUUCUGUCUGAAGUAUUGCUGGUUCGAGGGCCAGACCAGAUGACUCUUUCACAGUUGCCAGGCGACGAUAGUCACUCAUUUGAGCUGGUGACAAGCUCUCUGGUCUACUGUGUGUUUGCAGACAAGGAGGGUGCAGCAUGGGAGUCUGCCAUCAGACAGGCCCUUAUGCCCCUGCCGGGCAGAGGCCACACCAGGGGAGAGUCAUCAGACAACAGAAGCAUUAGUGAAGAAACUCAGGAUAUUAGUGCGCUGUAUCAGAUUUUCUCAGACGAGGUGCUGGGCUCCGGCCAGUUUGGGGUGGUGUACGGAGGCACACACAGGCACACAGGCCGCUUAGUGGCUGUUAAGGUCAUCGAUAAGACUCGCUUCCCUACCACACACCAGAGACAGAGCAGAAACGAGGCGGCCAUACUGCAGAAUCUGUCCCAUCCUGGCAUCAUUGUACUCGAGGGCAUGUUUGAGACAGCUGAGUGCACCUUUGUCGUCAUGGAGAAGCUCCACAGCGACAUGUUGGAGAUGAUCCUAUCCAAUGAGAAUGGUCGACUGCCUGAACGCAUCACACGCUUCCUGGUUAUGCAGAUCCUGGAGGCCCUACGGUACCUGCACAUGAAGCACAUCGCCCACUGUGACCUCAAGCCUGAGAAUGUGCUACUCGCCUUACCAGACCCUUUCCCUCAGGUGAAACUCUGUGACUUUGGUUUCGCCCGCAUCAUUGGUGAGAAGUCCUUCCGCCGCUCUGUGGUGGGCACACCGGCGUACCUGGCCCCUGAGGUCAUCAGUAGCCAUGGCUACAACCGUUCACUGGACAUGUGGGCGGUGGGCGUGAUCCUGUACGUGAGCCUGAGUGGGACAUUCCCCUUCAAUGAGGAUGAGGAUAUCAACCAGCAGAUCACCAACGCUGCCUUCAUGUACCCUCGGCAGCCCUGGUCACUCAUUUCUCUGGAGGCGGUGAGCCUGAUUAAUAACCUGCUGCAAGUCGUUGUGCGACGCAGGUUCAGUGUUGGUAAAGCUAUGGGACACCCCUGGCUCCAGAACUUCCAGCUGUGGUGUGACCUGAAGCUGUUUGAACAGCGGAUGGGCCACCGGUACCUCACCCAUGAGUCUGAUGAUGAACACUGGAGACAACAUGCUCAGGAGAAGGGGAUCUCUUUGCCCUCCCACAUGACAGUAGUGCCCUCUGCAGAGCAGGGCCUGUAACUCACCAUAAAUUUAAAAUGAAAGAAUGUAUAGCUUUGAUGUUAAUGUAGGGCUGUAAAUAAAAUAUCGGCGCCUUGUUCUAUUGUAUAUGAAUAUUUUGAACACUUGAUUGUUGUUUCAAUAAAUAAAUCCAAUGAUGUAUUUGA